AUGAAAAGCGAUUUCAUGAUGGCAUUAAAUCAGCUAUCCGCUGAACGUGGUCUGGCCAAAGACCAGGUGCUAAGCGCCAUCGAAGUUGCCUUGGCCUCGGCAUUCCGCCGUGAUGACCCGGCGGGCGGGCAAAACCUGUCCGUAAAACUUAACCCCAACACGGGUGACAUCAGCAUCUUCGCACUGCGCACCGUGGUCGAUGAGGUGGAAUCCCCGGAAACUGAAAUCAGCCUCGCCGAAGCGCGGGCAACUCGCCCCAACAUUCAGGUGGGCGAGGAAAUCGCAGAGUCCGAAGAAGUCCCUCACGACGCCAGCCGGAUCGCAGCCCAAACCGCCCGACAGGUCAUCAUGCAGCGCCUGCGCGAAGCGGAGCGGGAGAAGAUUUUCGAGGAAUACUCCGCCUAUCAGGGCGAGCUGAUUAGCGGCAACAUAGAGAGCGUCGAAAAAGGCCCCACGGCCCAGAACCAGAAUCGCGCGCGCGGAAUCAUGCGUCCCGACCACCAGGUCGGCAACGAGCGGUACCGCAAGGGACAAAACCUCAAAGUGCUGCUGGUUGAAGUGCAGCAAACCCCCCGCGGCCCCGAAGUCGUGGUCAGCCGCUCCCAUCGGGAUCUCCUCCGUCGGCUCAUGGAGUCGGAAGUGCCCGGAAUCGGCAACGGUACCGUGGAAAUCCGGGCCAUCGCCCGCGACCCCGGCGUCCGGAGCAAAGUCGCCGUCGCUUCACACCAGGAAGGGGUAGACCCGGUUGGCUCCUGCAUCGGCUUGCGCGGCAACCGCAUCCAGAGCAUCGUCAAUGAACUCCAGGGCGAAAAAAUCGACGUCAUUGAGUGGGACUCCCAACCCCCGUGUCCUGAUCACCCGGGCGUUGAGUCCGGCAGACGUGGGCGCCGUGGAACUCGACCAGCACGAAAACACCGCCUACGUAGUGGUGCCGGAAAAUCAAAUGUCUCUCGCCAUCGGCCGGGACGGUCAAAACGCCCGUCUCGCCGCCCGUUUGUCCGGCUGGCGCCUGGAUAUCAAGAACGUCGAGCAGUGGAACACUCUCCGAACGGCGCGCGCUGCCGAGGCCGCCCGUGCCGAGGCUGCCCGCCUCGCUGA
Messenger RNA from Geodia barretti, 1098 nucleotides. The record is from the annotation of a GenBank genome assembly. NCBI's taxonomy places the organism in Eukaryota, Metazoa, Porifera, Demospongiae, Tetractinellida, Geodiidae.